Haliaeetus leucocephalus (bald eagle) is the source of this 5138-nucleotide messenger RNA. It is a transcript of the gene ANKS1B, whose product is annotated as ankyrin repeat and sterile alpha motif domain containing 1B. Lineage: Eukaryota; Metazoa; Chordata; Aves; Accipitriformes; Accipitridae. The transcript has 26 exons. The record is from RefSeq and is a predicted model, not a curated record. Gene Ontology annotation, cellular component: cytosol. Gene Ontology annotation, molecular function: protein binding.
AUGGGGAAGGACCAGGAACUGCUGGAGGCUGCUCGCACUGGGAAUGUGGCUCUGGUGGAGAAACUCCUCUCUGGGAGGAAAGGAGGGAUCCUGGGCAGUGGAUCUGGAGCUAUUCCCUUAUCCAGCUUACUGAGCAUCUGGCGAGGACCAAAUAUAAACUGCACAGACAGUUCAGGUUAUACUGCUUUACAUCAUGCAGCUUUAAAUGGACACAAGGAUAUAGUUCUCAAAUUACUUCAGUAUGAAGCAUCAACUAAUGUGGCAGAUAAUAAAGGUUAUUUUCCUAUUCACUUGGCUGCUUGGAGAGGAGAUGUAGACAUUGUGAAGAUUCUCAUCCAUCAUGGGCCAUCACACUCCAGAGUGAAUGAACAGAACAAUGAAAAUGAAACAGCACUGCAUUGUGCAGCUCAGUAUGGUCAUUCAGAAGUAGUUGCUGUUCUGUUAGAAGAGCUAACAGACCCUACAAUAAGGAACAACAAACUAGAAACACCUCUGGAUCUGGCAGCACUUUACGGACGUCUGCGUGUUGUAAAAAUGAUCAUCAAAGCAUAUCCAAACCUGAUGAACUGUAAUACAAGAAAACACACUCCUUUGCAUCUUGCUGCACGUAAUGGCCACAAAGCGGUUGUCCAGGUGCUUCUGGAGGCUGGAAUGGAUGUCAGCUGCCAAACGGAAAAAGGGAGUGCGCUACAUGAAGCAGCCCUAUUUGGAAAAGUGGAGGUAGUACGCAUUUUACUUGAAACAGGAAUUGAUACCAACAUAAAGGACAGUUUGGGUAGAACCGUUUUAGAUAUUCUUAAAGAGCAUCCAUCUCAGCAGUCACUCCAAAUUGCGGCUCUACUUCAGGAAUAUAUGGAAACGGGAAAUGCAAGUGUUUCAGAGGAACGCCCACUGGAAUGUGCAGAACAUCAGUCUUGCAUUUUGUCCCCAGAAGUUCCUCCGUCUCCAAAGGCUAAAAGUGAAGCUGUGACUGGAGAAUUAUCAAAGCUCUUAGAUGAAAUCAAAUUGUGCCAAGAAAAGGAAUACUCUUUUGAAGAUCUGUCUCAUACAAUAUCAGACCAUUAUCUGGACAAUUUUAGUAAAGUAUCAGAGGAAGAACUUAUGACCAGUGGAAGCCAAACCAAGCUUAAUGUAAGGCCUUCUUCAACAUGUUUAUCACCAAGAGAGGAAGGAGAUGAUGAUGCAGGUGAAAAUACUUGUGGUCCUUCAGGUUUAUGGGAGGCAUUGACACCUUGUAAUGGAUGCAGGAACCUUGGAUUUCCCAUGCUUGCACAGGAAUCUUAUUCAAAGAAGAGAGGUUAUGCAUUGGAAGCAAUACCCUCUGUACCUCUGGAUGCAGUUCCUUCAGAAAAUGACAGCAGUCUUUGUGAUUCGAUAGACAUAGCAGUGACCAAAAAACCUUGCUCCCUAGAGAUAGCAAGAGUUCCUUCCUCAAGACCAGAUAAUGCACCUCAGGUAGCAAUUACCGCACCGGGAUCUGGUAACCAUAGAAACAGCUCUACAGGCCCAACACCUGACUGCUCUCCUCCAUCACCAGACACUGCACUCAAAAAUAUAGUGAAAGUUAUACGUCCUCAGCCCAAGCAGCGCACUUCAAUAGUAUCUUCUCUGGAAUUUCACCGAAUGAAACACAGCCACAAUUAUUUUGACAUCAACUCAACCAUUGGCUGUACAAGUUUUGUUUCUACUCCUGCAAUCAGUCCAGCUAAUUAUUCCUUUGGAUCUCUGGAAUACAGUGUUGAAGAGAGAGAACUUCCAGAGUGUCUUUGCCAGGAAGAAACGUCCACCGAAAGUGAGCUUCCUGAAGGACACCCCGCUGAACAGUUUGCAGGUUUACUUCAUGGAUCGUCACCUGUGUGUGACCCACCUGAAAAUCCACUCCAGCUGUACAGCAAAGCGAACCGGUGCAGUGGUCCGCUGGAGAAAAGCGUUUUGAGCAAAGGCACAGCGCAGCAGAUACAGCUACAGAAAGAAAGCAACGCUGAUCCUCCUGUUAAGAAAAAAAAACCACCAGUUGUAAACAGAACCAUAUUUCAUACUAAAACUAAACCAGUCGAAAAUCAUACGCUGGUUGGCACAUCAGCAAGGAUAAGUGAACAGUGGGUUAUUACCGCUGGGGGAUUUGUGGAGCGAGCCUGCACGCUUGGGAGAAUACGGUCGUUACCAAAGACGUUGCUUGAAAUGCACUUGUGCAAAAAUGUUUCGAAAUCUGAUUCUAAUCUUAUCACCCAUCCACCAAAUGACAAAAAAGCAAGAAGCAACUGGAGUGAACCCACACCAAACCAACAGUGCUCCAAAGGGAAUUCAGAGAGAACACCUUCCUUUACAUCAGAAUGGGAAGAAAUUGAUAAAAUCAUGAGUUCAAUAGAUGCUGGAAUUAAUACUGGACUGGGGGAGAUGAAUGAUCACACUACAAGACCCCGAUGCCCUGUCCAGACAGUGGGACAAUGGUUGGAAAAUAUUGGGCUACCUCAGUAUGAAAACCACUUGCUGGCUAAUGGAUUUGACAAUGUGCAAUUUAUGGGAAGCAAUGUAAUGGAGGACCAGGAUCUCUUGGAAAUAGGAAUCCUUAACUCUGGACACAGACAGAGAAUACUCCAAGCAAUCCAGCUUCUCCCAAAGAUGAAGCAGAUCGGUCAUGAUGGCUACAACCCCACCUCUGUAGCUGAAUGGCUGGAUUCCAUUGAACUGGGUGACUAUACCAAAUCCUUUCUAAUUAAUGGCUAUACAUCGAUGGACCUUGUGAAAAAAAUCUGGGAGAUUGAAUUAAUUAAUGUCUUAAAAAUCAGCUUGAUUGGCCACCGGAAGCGCAUUCUGGCAUCUUUGGGAGACAGGCUUCACGAAGACCCUCCUCAGAAACCACCUCGGUCAAUAACCCUCAGGGAACCCAGCGGUAACCACACUCCUCCUCAGUUGUCUCCAUCACUUAGCCAAAGCACUUUCACUACUGGUGGCUCCCUGGACGUUCCCCACAUUAUCAUGCAGGGCGAUGCGAGGAGAAGAAGAAAUGAAAACUAUUUUGAUGACAUUCCCCGGUCAAAGCUGGAGAGGCAGAUGGCACAGACAGGAGACUGGGGAGAGCCUUCAAUUACAUUGCGACCUCCAAAUGAAGCCACAGCAUCAACGCCUGUGCAAUACUGGCAGCAUCAUCCAGAGAAACUCAUCUUCCAGUCAUGUGAUUAUAAAGCAUUUUAUUUAGGUUCUAUGCUGGUAAAAGAGUUAAGAGGCACAGAGUCAACACAGGAUGCAUGUGCAAAGAUGAGGUAAAAUUGCCAGCUAUCUACAGAACAGAUGAAGAAAGUGCCAACCAUUGUCCUGUCUGUCUCUUACAAGGGAGUCAAAUUUAUUGAUGCAACAAAUAAGAAUAUUAUUGCUGAACAUGAAAUCCGUAACAUUUCCUGCGCUGCACAAGACCCUGAAGACCUUUCUACAUUUGCGUACAUCACUAAAGACUUGAAGACUAAUCACCACUACUGCCAUGUAUUCACUGCGUUUGAUGUGAAUUUAGCUUACGAAAUCAUUCUUACACUAGGACAAGCAUUUGAGGUGGCCUAUCAGCUUGCACUACAAGCACGGAAAGGGGGCCAUUCUUCAACCCUCCCAGAAAGCUUUGAAAACAAACCCUCCAAACCUAUUCCCAAACCACGUGUUAGUAUUCGGAAGUCAGUGCAGAUAGAUCCCUCUGAACAAAAGACUCUGGCGAACCUACCAUGGAUUGUUGAACCUGGACAAGAAGCCAAAAGAGGCAUUAAUACCAAGUAUGAAACUACCAUUUUCUGAUACAAAACUGUCCCCCUGUUCCUUGUUGUGCCUUGCACGCCAAGCAGUCACAGCACAGCCUUUCCUUUAUGGCAACGUUUCAAUCCAGCAGAGAGGAAGACUGCACUGUAUAUGAGUGGCCUUGUAACUAACAAAAAAGGCUGACGGUCAUUUCUGGUGAUGUUCUUCUUCCUGCAGCACUGACAGAAGAAUGACACUAUACGAAGACUUUUCAAAUUACAGUCCACAAGAGGAGUGAGAAACCUUAUUUUUCACGCAGUUCUCCCUUGUGACUCUGCCACAGUGCUUUCUUUGAUUUCUUAUUUUAGAAUUCUACUUUUUAAGAAAAACAAAAGGUCUCUAAACUAACACUAAUGCUGCCUAUGAGUAGAAUAUUUGAUUGGUUUUUUAUUUAAAUCUUGGCAGUUUUUAAUUGAAGUAGAACCAGAAUUAAUAAAUAGAGUAUUUGUGAAACCACUGAAUUCAUUAAUAAUUACUGUGUUGAAUAAAGAACUCAUUAAAGUGACAAGAAAUUAGGCACCCUGAUUUCUGUGUGCGCUGGUUUUAUAUGUAAUCAUUGGUGUCCUUUGAUCCUCUACAGAAAUAGGAACCUCUUGCAUUGUAACAAAGGAUCAGAGUUUUAUGAAUGGUUAGAAAAAGUUAUUAAUAAUGCACAGAAAACAUUUAUUAGAUAUUUUUAUGGAAGAGAAGUACUAUAGGAAAACAUAUGAAUAUUUAUGGAAGGAAGCCAGAUUAAUUAUGACAAAUAGUGUUUAUUUUAAAGUUAAGUAAACCACUGCUAUUGCAGCAUUAUGGAAAUUAUGAGAGUUGUAGCAUCAGUGCACUGGAUGUUCUGUGUGAUCAGUCUGGAAUGAAAGUGGAAUGGUCAUUCUACUACACCUACAUACAGUUUAUGCAGUUCAGCAUUGCUAUAGCCAUGAAUUCUAAUAGUAUUUUUAAAAAAUAAUCUCAGUGGUUCUAAAAAAAGUCAAAACCAUGGAUUUUGCUAUCAAGAUUUCUGUCACAGAAAGCUUGUUUGGAAGAGUGUUGAUAAAAUUCUACUGCAAAACAUUUUCUAAAUAAAAAUAGUGAGAAAAAGAAAAAAAUUCCAAAGUAAUAAAAAUGUUUUCAUGGAACAAAAUAGUUAAGCAUUUGCUUAAGAUUUGAUUAAAUAAGAUUUACUUACAUUUUCUUUGAAGUGUUUUAAUUUUUUUAAUGUCUGUGGAGUAUUUGUAUAAUACCAUGAUGUAUAUUUAUGUAGAACUGAAAUUAUAACAGUACAAAUAUCACUAUAGGAGAAAAAUGACAUUUUAACGUAUAUUGUUCUAUCCAGUCAAAUUGUGAAUCAUUUUGAAGUUCAUUAUAGAGAUAUUGAUAAA